Messenger RNA from Nematostella vectensis (starlet sea anemone), 1263 nucleotides. RefSeq names its product universal stress protein PHOS32. The transcript has 4 exons. The record is from RefSeq and is a predicted model, not a curated record. Lineage: Eukaryota; Metazoa; Cnidaria; Anthozoa; Actiniaria; Edwardsiidae. The coding region runs from base 145 to 654 and encodes 169 amino acids.
UAAUGUCCCUCAAUGCACAGACGUGACAUUGGUAUCCAAUCGCAAGCAAGCGGGUUCCAGUCCUCUGCGCUCUACGAUGUCCCGCUAGUUGCCCCCACGCCUCCAUAAAACAUCGCCACAGCUGUCUACGACAACAAAUCGGCGAUGGAGGGCAGAAAGAUACUUAUCCCUGUGGACGGAAGCGAGCACAGCGAACGAGCGUUUGACUGGUACGCCGAAUUACUGCACAGUCCCGGUGACGAGGUGCUUGUCGUCCAUUGCAUCGAACUGCCGCCUGUACCUCUGGAGCAUCAAUUUCCAUACGGUUAUAAUUACUUGGCGGAGUGGCAGAGAGAGGCCGACAAGAUAUCCACAGACGGCAAAGUGCUACUAAACCACUUCGCCUUUAAAUGCAAGCAGCACCACGAUCUUAACAACCAUCCCAUGCCGAUAAGGUAUCGUCUUCUACAGCCGGACGAAAAAUCACCCUCACACUCGAUCUGCGACGUGGCUAAGAGGGAGGAAGUGAGCAUGAUCGUCCUUGGAGCUCGUGGUGUGGGCAAGAUUCGACGCACAGUUCUUGGGAGCGUUAGUGACUAUGUCGUGCACCACGCCCAUGUACCCGUAGCCGUAGUUCCCUCGGAAAAAUCUCAUUUCCACUUCCAUCAUAGCUAACGACACAAUAGCAUGUGGAGAACUGAAUGAGCAUGAAAUGAUUGAUAAAAGUGGAAUGGAUUAUCUCAUCCAUAUUUUGCAUUUUUUUAUCUGUGGAAUUGAAGAUAUUUGCCAUAGGAUGAUCAUCGCAGAACUUUUUAUCAACAUUGAACACAUUAUACAGUAUUAGUGCACGUGUUCCAUGCGUGUUCUAUUAAUGGAAACUGACAUAUACGUGUACAAGCGUUUUAAAAACCGAUUUUACCACAUUUUUAAACAAUCUCUUUAAAAAGCAAAUACAAAUAUACCGAAGUACAACCAAAUAACAAUAUAUUUGGCUGAAAGGCUGAUAUAAGCUAAAAAAAAUACCAGUAGGGGCGUGGCUGUGCCCCAAAUAUUUUCUUAAUGUUUCUGUGUCGUGCCCCCAAUAUUUCGAGGCCUACUUCAGCUAUGCGUGUAAACAUAAUCACAAUUCCCUCGACUUCUUCAAUUUUAUUUCGCUAUUAUGCUUGUUUUAUCUUAAUGACUGUACUAUAUUUUGUAAUCUAUUUUAAAAUAGUCUUCAUGCGUGAAACUUGGACUGACAUGACUCAAGUUUUCUUGUAGUUUCAAAAUAAAGCUCUAAAUGAA